Dreissena polymorpha is the source of this 11738-nucleotide messenger RNA. Its product is annotated as serine-protein kinase ATM-like. The record is from RefSeq and is a predicted model, not a curated record. Gene Ontology annotation, molecular function: protein serine/threonine kinase activity; protein binding. Gene Ontology annotation, biological process: DNA repair. The coding region runs from base 204 to 9395 and encodes 3063 amino acids. NCBI's taxonomy places the organism in Eukaryota, Metazoa, Mollusca, Bivalvia, Myida, Dreissenidae. The transcript has 60 exons.
CCGUAUGGACUUAAGAAUGUUUAGCGAAACGAAAGUGUUACUGGCAAAUGUGUAAGAUAUAACUUGAAGAAAUUUCGUUGUGUAUGCUUGUCACCUAUAGACUACAUUAUGAAAUUAAAGGUUGUAAAAUCACAUGAUCGAGGCGGAGGUGUCACCAGAUAAGCAAAAACAGUGCAAAAAUCUGUUUUAUUUCUAAAAUCAAAAUGGACAGACAAGUGGAGAUUGUUUCACUGUGCAGGGACCUCAAUUCGGAGAAGGGACCAGAGAGAAGGAAAGCUGCAGUUAAGUUGAACAACUGCCUGAACCAGUCCAGUGUGAAGAAGGUUUUGGAUAAGAAUUUUGAAAUCAAACAACAAGAAGGGAAGAAGUCUAGAGCCUUCACAUGGGAAAAUGUAUUCAGGGCAGUGUGCAUUUAUGUGCAGCUUGAGACAGCAGAGUUAGAGAAAGCAAAUGAGAAUGUGUCUAAAUCAACAAAGACCCAGCGUGAAACUCGCAAGAAAGACAUCAGCGGCUUGGUGAAAGCUGUUGUCAGGGCAGCUGACAAAGGGUCUCCGAAGUUGAAGGGCACGCUGCUUUUUGAGCACAUCAAAGGUGUUUUAAUCAACUCGGUCUCCUGUGACUUCUAUGGGCAAGACUAUUGCAGCCUCCUGCUAAAAAAUGUCCUCACUGUCAAGUCGUACGUUGUCGAACUGAACAGCAAAGAACUGCAUGAGAUGGUGUUCUUGUUCUGCAAGCUGUUCAACUCUGCUGAUGUGACGGUAGAUCGCCUGGUACUAGCAAGGAUCAUCCAUUCCCUUGUUCACCAUCUUACCGUGCAAUGUGACGUGCGACCCAAGAAAAUACUGUCAUUCUUCGUAGACUUUUUCUUAAAAUCAAAGCAACAGAAAUCAGGUCUGAUAGUCCAGCACCUUGUGUCAGCCCUGACCAUCCUGGUGCGUGACAUCGCCCCAACAUCCCGGGGACAGGUGUGCGGUCUCGGAGAGGAGAUACUGGUGCACAUGCUUCAUCUCUGGCACAACAUCGCCACAGAUGAGCUCAAGGAAUGUUUGCUGGAGUUCAUGCAGAUUCAGAUGUGGUGUCAUCAUCCCCGGGGGGACAGGCAGGGAGUGGGCGGGGCCUAUGCACGAGACUGGGAUAAGUGGAUGAGCCAUUUGAGGAAACUGUAUGAUUUGAUGUAUACGGAAAUUCAGCAACUUGUGAUGAAAACAAGAGUUAAAGACAUGGUUUUGAAACCAGCAUUUGUUAGUCUUGCUGUGGACCUUUGUCAACAGCUGUUCAUAGAUGGUUCCCAUGCCAUUGAGGUGACGCAGCUGUCAAUGAUGGACGACGACUCUGCACAGCCGGGACCCGGCCCCAAACGUCGGCGCCGUGAGACAGGGUGGGAGGCCAUUAGAGCCUUUAUAUCAGAUGCAGGGCAGUCCAUGAGAAUGAUACCAUGGCUACAGCUAGUCAAAGGUUUCAUCUACAAGUAUCCAGACAAGUUCCCUGCUCAGGAAGUGCUUCCCUACCUGACAUGCCUGGCGCAGGUUGUGGGCGCGUGCAAGCAGACGGACCUCAUGGCUCACCUGCUGACCUGUGCCACGGCGUUUGCAGCACACUGGGACCUCAUUUCUCUGCCCAUGAGUGAAGGAGAGAGAGAACAGUGCAAGUCAGCCUGGAACCAGUUGUGGAUGGCAGUUUUGAGAUUUGUGAGUCUGCAUCACAAGGAAGGUCAAGGUUACACGCUGCUGUCGGCCAUGAUGUCAAGCUCUCUGGUCACCCCUCGACGCGACAUAUGGUCGCUCUUCGUUCCAUCAGUUACCCAGCCAGUCACAGAGUCAAUCCAGUUUCUUUGGCAACAGCUGACGUCUGUCGACAUACCAGAGAAGUUUGUAACCAGUCUAAUCGUCCCGGUUUCGGAUGUUACUGGUGGAACAGAGUAUCAGCUAAGAAUGCAGCUGAUCAACUGGUUACUGCCUGCACUCGAAGAUGCGGGUGAAAGUUCAAGGUCACACAAAUUGGAUCCUGAUUGGACAGCAAGAACUUUAAUAACCUUGACCUUAAAUGAUCCAACAUCAUCAAAAACAGCAUGUGAGCUUCAACAGAGCCAUAGAAGCAGUCUGGAAGAACAGUAUUUGGAAAUCUGUCUUGAACUACCUUUAUCUUGUGUUAUGAAACAUGGUGCUACUUCUAAAACAAAGCUGGAGAGAUGCUCUGUUCAUGUCCCUGUGCUUUUACUGGCUGUGGAGACUGUGAUUCAAAGAGAUGUGCAAUAUCUUUGUUCAAGAUCUGAUGAGCAGGUGUCCACGGUGCAAGAGACCCUGACAUACUGCCAAAUGGUUGCCAACUUUCUAAGACAUUUGUUGACAAACAAAAUAAUAACCAAAGAAACUAUCCUAGACUCAAAUAUGUACACAUGCAUGUCAAAGUUAAUGAAGAAAAUCAGUGGCUCCAUGAGUGAUUUAGUGAAAAAAGAUGGAGUAGCCAGUGUUGCCUCCCUUGUUGAAUCUCUGAAAAGACUUUUCAAUUGGAGUCACCUCAGCCCAGAAGUGGGAGGGGUAAUGUCGUCCCUGUGUAGAGCAGUGUCCCCAUUACAGUUGACUGAUCUUCUGAUGGAUAUUGCUAUGGAUAAGCUUUCAAAGAAGGAUGUAAAUCAAUCCCAAAGUGAGCUGGGAGUUGGCUUGAACGAGUCAAGGACAAUCCAUGAGCGGAGCCGGUCCAGAAUCAUGGACUUUGAUGAUGAUGAGUUUGACCUUGACCUUGAAAAGGAGGUCAGUAGUCAUAGCAACAACAACAUGGAGAUCGAUGACCUUGACUUUGAAGAGAGACCGGAGAGCCAGGAGUCAGAGGAGAAUUUGCACAGCAUGGAGAUUUGUCAGAAUCUUUUGACCACCACAUUGAGUGAGAGUCAGACCCUGAGGCUUCUGGCAGUCUCCACGCUCUGUGAGUGGUGUCGUCAAGGUGCCGAGUUGUCAUGGAAACAGAAACCAGAAGUGGACCUGAAAAUUCUAAAGUCGAAAGUAGUUCACCUCCUGAGUAAUGAUGCCUUUGACUUAAAGAAGGCUUUUGAUCUGCAAAUGAUGGUGUUGAUAGUUACCAGUCUAACAGAGGCCCAUGAAACCUUGACAACAAAGGAACUUCUCACAUUUGCUACUGCAGUGAGAACAUGUGUAUCUGGGCACAGAAAGGACCAGGAGAUCUGUGCAGUGAGUAUCAGUCUACUGAGCAGACUGGUCCCACAUAUUGGAUGUCAGGAGGCCGCCUCUAGUGGGUCUCUGAGAGAGACUCAGUCUAUCAUACUGCAUUUAGCAGACGCAUUUUGGAAACUGGAGUCGUACUCUUCACCUGUUCGUAGACAGCUGACCAAUUUAAUGGAAAGAUUAAUGGAGAAUGACCCACAAUGCAUCUGGUCCCGUUUCAAGUCAGAGAAUGAUGAUGUUUCGCCAGAUUCUCAGGAUGCUUCUGGUCCAAGCCCCGCUGACCGAUUCAUCAAUAGCGUCUCAGAUGAUUGUCUUUUGGUCAGAAUGAAAGUGUCAUCUGCUAUAUAUAGGUUAUUUCUACGGAACAAGGAUUCGUAUCAGGAACCCUUAGACAGAUCUACGCAGGAAAGCAUGUUUGCACUUCUCUUCAAGGAAUUGAAAGAACUAAUUGAUUUAACAGCAGAGGCCAACCUGUCGGCAGAGAGGCGUGAGGAUUUCUGUACCGCGGUGGACUCGACCCUGCUGACGAGCCUCGGGUCAGUGAUCUGCCAAAGCGAUGUCUGUGAGAAGCUUGCCCUGUUCUCACUUCUGCAGUUCGUAAAGGAGAAGAGUCUUAAUGUGGGCAAAGUCUGCAAGCUGUUGUCCAAGGUGUCCUCAAUGCUUGGUCACGGCAGCCUGGAGACGUAUGUGGCCAGUCAUCUCCCUUACCUCGUACACAAAUGGCUGGUUGCAGAAUACCCAGUGGAGAGGUUUCCAUUCCAGAUACUGAACUGUACCAGUCUUAAGCAGUUUUAUGGGGAGUACACCAAUGUCCUAAUCCCAGAGCUGGUUGCCUGCAAGUCCCUACAGGACAUACAGCACAUUGGGGCCAAGCUGGGGCAGCCCCUCGGGGACCUCCUCAGGGCGCACAUUCCCCAUGCCAUGACCCACAUUCUGCCUGCCUUCGCUUCCAGGAAACAAUCUACUAAAGCUACUGCAGCAUAUGACCUGCUUGUUCAGGAACUAACUAAACCAGUACUUGAAGGUGAGAUUGUAAGCAAUCUGGAUGAGAUCGUGGUCAACCUGCUUCUGUGUCUGCAUGAGACUGAACAUGAUGUUGGAGCCAUCAGGGACACCAACCCGGAGCCCAACCCCCCAUUUUACAGUGGAGUAACGGUGUCUGCAACACUGGACUAUCUCACUAAAAGCUUUGGGGCUGAUUCUUCAAUCGUGGAGAUACUUUCCAAGACCUCCGACAGUUUGCAGAAGAUCUUGCUGAAGCUGUCAUCUGCACUUUUUACCAGUCGACGAAUGUCUUACAAGCGCAGCAUGCUUUUCAAGUACUGUCUGUUCACACGUCUGCUGCUGAAGCAUUUUUACACACAGCUAGGAGGCAGCUGGGCAUUCGUGCUCCGGGAUGUGAUCACACGACUCGUAUACUUGCUGAUAGACAUGUGUGACCGACCCAUUGAGAAAGAUAUUGACAGCUAUUACCGGGAGAGUAUUGCCUGUGUGGCAUUGGAACUGCUGGGGGAGGUGUGUCAAACAGCUAUAGACACCUGUGCUAAGGAGUUGAUGAAGUAUGUGGGUUUUAUAACAAGCAAUUUGAUACCAGUGGCUGAAUGUCAAGGCGAUAUUGGUCAAAAGGCCCUGGCUAUACUGAAACUGUUGAUUGUUGAAAGAGGAGGUGAUUUAGUGAGCGCAGUUGUGGCCCUUGAUAACUUUCCAGACAGACCAGCAUUUGAAGAAUGUAGAAAAAGGCACCUAAAACUGAAAUAUGCUGCAGGAAGAUUCAAUUUUAAACAGGAGGUCGAGCAUUUCCUGUCAGCCAGUAGCGAUCAUGUUGUUGGAUCCAAGUUACGUCUGGAAGGUCUUCACUUCCUGUUUGGACAGCUGAAGGAGAAUAGUGACCAGCUGCAGACACUGAAAACAGAUGACACCCUGCUAAGACUGGUGUGCAGUUUGGUGGAGCUGAGUAAAUGUAAGAACCAGUCUGUUGUCGAGGCAACCAGCAGGUGCUUGGGAGUGCUGGGCCCAGUCGACAUGAGCACCAUCUGCUUUCCCCACCCUCCUCGGCCGAGAACACUAGAUGUGGCCUUGACCUGUUUUCAGGAUAUUCCAGCCAUGCACAAAUACUGUCACAUAUUCCACAAGUUGAACGAUUAUCUGACGGACAAAAGUAUUGAGCUGGUGCAGUGCACAAGUGAUGUCCUCAAGACGCUGCUCUCUGUGAAGUCAGGCUCUGUGUUCUCAGCGACCUACAAGAAGAAGCUGGGAGAUCUAGAGUAUCUUUUUAAUUACCUUCAUCCCUUCAGAGCCAGCAAGAAAAAGGCACUUAAUGUGACAAUGCCGUCUGCCAACUGGGAGAGGUUUCAGUCCACCGUAGACCAGGAGUCCCUCUGGAAUCCCCCGCACAGUAACCAUGGCAACUGGCUGGUGACCUUGACCUCAACUCUGCUGGAGAGUGGAGCGGUCAGAGACGAGAUCCUUGUGCUUAUAGGGUCUGUUUGUAAUAUUAAGACAGAGCUGUGUGAGAUGGUGUUACCGUACUUCGUACAUGACAUCUUGGAGACUGGUUCUGCAGAUCACAGGGAGGUAUUGUCCAGGCGGAUAGGGGCGUUCUUCUCCAGCCACUGCGGCCAUGGUAACGGCAGUGUGAGUCGAUGUCAGUCCCUCACCUCUGCAACCAUGCUCACUGAUGGAAACAAGACUGCCAUAUGUAUGAACAAGGAGUCUGUCCGUGUCAUGUUGAACGUUGUACAGUAUCUGCGACAACAGGACCGGCCAAAACAUGGUCGCAAGGAGAGCACGCCAUGGGAUAAAAACUUCUGGCUGGAUCUGGACUACCUGCAGGUUGCCAUGGCAGCACAGUACUGCCACGCCCACUUCUCUACCCUAAUGUACGCUGAGAUCUGGUUUGAUGUCCACAGGGAAAGAACCCAGUCUGGAAGUAGCCAGCCCCAAUCCCAGAAUUCCUCUCAGAGCCUUAGCCAGGAGACGAGGAUAGAUGCCCUGUCUGAGGCCUCCAGUGUGCAGUCAGGUGUUUGUGUACAGGAUCUGCUAUUGGAGGCCUACACAUGGAUUGGGGAACCAGAUGGGGUUUACGGCUGUGGGGCGGGCAGAAAGGCUGACGCUUCUUCUAGAAUCUGCACUUAUCAGCAUGAGAACCAAUGGGAUAAAGCUGUGAUGACAUGUGACAUUCAGAUGAGCCAAUCAGCACAGUGCAGUCAAUAUGACAUGUUGCAUGUUCUGCAGAGGUUCGGCACCAGCCAUGUGCUGUCCACGUAUCUGAAAGGCAUGCUGGGAGAGGAAGUGACCACAAACCUGUCCUUCAGUGUAAGAGAGCUCCAGUUUGAGGCAGCCUGGAGGGUUGGACAGUGGGCCUUGGAAAUGCCAGCAAGACAAGGGUUUGCUCAAGGUUACCAUGACAUGAUGUACCGAGCCCUUAGGUCGAUCAAUGAGGAUCACUUUACCCUCGCUGAUGACUUGCUGAAAGAAGCAAGGCUUAGUGCUAUUGCUCGCCUCUGGGACGGUUGUCUGGACAGCACCAAGGGACUGUACUCCAUCAUGGCCGACCUGCAGUGUGCCCACAUCGUGCAGAAUGUAGCUGAUGUCUUGUCCAAGAAUUCCAAUACGCCUAUCGUGAAACUUAUCAACGACAGUGUGUACACUGACUCAGAUUUCUCGUUCACGGACCCUGUUCUACACAUGCAGUGUUCAGCCCUAGGUCUGAUGGUGGAGAAAUCUCAGAACGCUGCCCUGGUGGGAGACUACGUGGCGAGUCUCAGACAACUUGCUGUGGCUGCCCGGAAGGCUGGAAGGCACCAGAUAUCGGAGAGAGCAAUCGGAAGGUUGAAGGGACUGACCUUCUCAGAUCCCUCCCUGAACAUUCCCAUCAAACUGGAGGAGUCCAUGUUGUACUGGGCACGGGGGGAGCAGGACAUUGCCAAACAUCUCAUCAGGUCUACCAUUGAGACACUCAAGAAGUUGCGGGCCACAGACCCAACUGCUGCACGUCUCUACCCCGAGGCCCUUGGUAUCUAUGGCAACUGGCUUGCAGAGACGCGCUCAGAGAACCCAAACAUCAUCAUGGAGCAGUACAUGGAGAAGACUAUCAGUUUAUUCGAGGAGCUUGGUGAAGGUGGUGCAGGUGUCUCGGUGGACGCCUACCUGUCACUGGCGCGUUACGCCGACACGCAGUACCAGAACAUUGUUAACUACAUGCGCUCAAGCACCUUCGAGGCCAAGCAGUCGCUCAUGAGGGAGUCCAAGGCCGAGGCGGAGAGGCUGCGGGAAGUCAUGGGCGAGACUGCGAAAGAGAGAAAAGCACCUAGGGACGUGAGUCGCUAUCUACGGACACUGGAGAAGCAAUCGGAAAUAGACGAACACGAGUUGGAGAGCAUGAAUCAGGAUCGGAACAUAUUCCUACUGAAGGCCGUCGAGAAUUACGUGAAGUGUCUGCGAAGUGGGGAUGAGCACAACCUGCGUGUGUUCAGACUUACCUCCCUUUGGUUCAACAACGUGGACAAUGAGCUGGUCAAUCAGAUGAUACAGGGCUGUAUUGAGGGAAUCAAGAGCUACAAAUGGCUGCCCCUGAUGUACCAGCUAGCCGCCCGCAUGGAUGUGAAAGCCCGUAAAGAUGCCUCCAUGGAGUUUCUAAACACCCUGAAUAAGCUGAUCUAUGACACAUGUGUGACCCACCCCCACCACACACUGUUCUGCGUGCUGGCCCUGGCCAACGCAAACAGGGACACUGAGCUCCUACAGCAGGGGAAAGCCAAGAAGGGCAAACUGUCCAAGAGCCAACCAGAGAUCUGCAUGGAAGAGGGCCGUGUGUCUGCUGCUAAGGCGCUGGUUGAGCGGUUGAGGAAGGACAAGAGAGUUGGAGGUGUGGUCAAGGACAUGGAGACAUUGUGUGACGCCUACAUACAGCUGGCCAACUGGAAUGUAACCCAGUAUGCAAAGCAAACAACGGCCAUUCCUUUGCCAGAUGCAUUAUGGAUUGCCAAAGUGAAGGAUCUGAAAAAUGUACCCAUUCCAACAAAGGAAAUCAAGGUGGAUCCCUCUGGAGAGUACAAGGACAUCCCCUACAUACUCAAGUUUGACGCCCACUUCAAGCUGGCGGGAGGUAUCAACCUUCCCAAGAUCAUCACAUGCAUCAGCUCUGAUGGAUCUAGCAGCAGGCAGCUUGUCAAGGGUCGAGAUGACCUGCGUCAGGAUGCGGUGAUGCAGCAAGUGUUUGGCAUGGUGAACAGUCUGCUGCAGAAGGAUGCAGAGACCAGGAAACGACAGCUCCAGAUCAGGAAAUACAAGGUCAUCCCACUGUCCCAGAGGAGUGGUCUCCUGGAGUGGUGUGAGGGGACCCAGCCUAUCGGGGAGUACCUGAUAGGCAGUGCAACCUCCGGGUCCCAGGGGGCUCACGCCCGCUACCGGCCCCUGGACUUGCAGCCAAUGGACUGCAGGAAACACAUGACGACUGCGUCAACUCCCGAGGGUAAACUAAAGGCAUACCUGCAGAUCUGUGCAAAGUUCCAGCCUGUGUUCCGUCACUUUUUCCUGGAAAACUUCCCUGACCCGCCAGUCUGGUUUCAGCGUCGCCUGGGUUACACCCGGAGUGUGGCCACUAAUUCUAUAGUGGGCUACAUUCUUGGCCUUGGUGACCGGCACCCACAGAACAUCCUGAUAGACAAGAACACUGCUGAGCUGGUGCACAUUGACCUGGGCGUGGCCUUCGAACAGGGCGAGAUCCUCCCCACCCCCGAGACCGUACCGUUCCGUCUCACUCGGGACAUAGAGGAUGCCAUGGGUGCAUCUGGGGUGGAAGGCGUCUUUAGAAGGUGCUGUGAGAAGACAAUGGAGGUAAUGAGGCAUAACCAGGAGGCCCUGCUCACCAUUCUAGAGGUGCUCCUCUAUGACCCCCUGCACGCGUGGACCAUCUCUCCCGCCAAGGCGUACGAGUUGCAGCGUCGCCGCGGUGACAGCAGCGACACCAUGGACGUUGCCGACAUCACUACCAUGGAAUACGCGGAAAAGAGCAGCGAGAAAACAAACAGUUCCACCCAGGAGAGUGUGAACAAGCUGGCUGAGCGUGUGUUGCUACGGUUACAGCAGAAGCUGCAGGGGCUGGAGGACGGGGUGCAGCUUAGCCUGUCGGGCCAGGUGAACCACCUGAUCCAGGAGGCUAGAAACCCACACAACCUCUCACGACUCUUCCCUGGCUGGCAGCCAUUCAUAUAACGGCAGAAACUGUGUGGCGUGUCCAUUUGACAGUCAUUUAUAUAACAUCAGAAAAUUGUUUAGCCAGUCGUAUCAUUAAACAUGGUAGGGACAUUCUGGAAGCUGUCUGGUGUGUCGUGGCUGAAACAUGCACAGCUAUAACUUAAUUAAAUCAAAACGACUUCUUUGGAAAGAAGCCAUUUGUAAAACACAGGCAAUGGUCUGGCCAUUCGUUUAUAAUUUACCAAACCUGGACAAUAUCGCAAAAUGUUUUACUUACUGUGCAGUGUCUUUUCUAGAUGGGGGGUUAGUUAUACCUAUAGUAUAUUCUUGGGAACAGUCUAGCAGUCACAUUUUUUGCCCAGUCAUGUGUUCUAAUAAUAUCUCAUCUGUGUUUCAAAUUGGUUCGGUCCAUUUAAAAGCAUGGACUCCAGAGGGGGGGGGGGCAUUUUUACUUACAUGGCUUUAGCAGAAGUUGUUUUUUUGCCAUUCUUGAAACUUGCUCAGAACACUUGUUUUAAUGAUAUCUCUGCUGAGUUUGCAAUUGGUUUGGGUCCCUUGAAAAACAUGACCACCACAGAGCAGGGCAGUUUUCCUUAUUUGGUAAUAGUGAAACCUUGUGAAUACUUCAAUUAAUAGAAGCCCCGUUUUUUGUUCAAAGUUUGCAACACUUGGUCAGAACAUGUGUUUAAAUAAUAUCUUGGCCAAGUUUGAACAUGAUUUCUUCUGUUAAAAAAGAAAUUGCUUGGGGUGGGGAUGGCAGUUUUCCUUAUAUGGAUAGUAAAACCAUACCCGCCCAGAACUGGUAUUAGUUUUCAAUUGCAUAGUGAUGUAUCUCGCUAAAAAAUUAAUUGUACGUUCAUUUCUAUAACACUGUAUUGUUACAAAAUGAUAAAACUACAGGACAAAUAACACAGAUUAAAGUCUUCAGUUAUACCCCUACUUACUCAAGAAAUUAUUUAACUUUGAGGUAAAGAAAUUCCUUACAAUCACUUUUACUUUAAGAGGUAAAAACAAAUCAAAUACAAAGACCACAAUGUUACUUUUAAAAUGAUGUCAUCCUUGUGUUUGCAAUUUGUUGGAAAGACCAUAUAUACACAAUAUUAAGCCUGAAGUUUCGGCAAUAAUGUCACAGGUCUAUUUUGUUUGUAGGGGAGUUAAAAUAAAAUUGCCUUUAAAGUACAACUGCCUUCUUGUUGGAAAGAACAUUGCAGGAAACAUUACAUCAGGCUUAAAGUGUUUCACAAAGAUGUGUUUAGUUUUUAGACCGCUUCCACUCUACUUUGUUUGUACAUGUAAUCAAUUAGCAGUAUUUUUGUUGAAAAUGUAUAUAGGAUUGAAAUGCUAUUUGCUAAUGUUUUUGCGUAUGUCAAACUAGAACAUCAAAACACAUUUAUUUGAUCACAAAUGACAUAGUACAAUAUAAUUUACCAAAAAAAUGCAUCCAUAAAAUAGGUUUAAUAUUGAAAUCCUUUAAGAACCCCUAAAGUGUCUGUUUGAAAUAAUUGUUGUACGACGUUAUUGUUAUAUUAGAAUUAUAAGUUUACAUUGUUUAAAGGUACCUACUUUUUUACCUUCACACCAUAUAUACAGGUUUGCCUUAAAAUGCAGUUCCUUUCACUUUCAAAACAGAAACCAUAUUCUCAUCACACAGAGUCAAACAAUGCAAGAUUAUAGAUUUGAAAUGAAAUUCAGAGGCAAAACCCUAAUAUAAAUUACACCAAAACACACCCAUGCUUCCUUUAUUUUAUAACUUAUUAUAUUUCAUUGUCUGGUUAUUUUAAAUAAUGGAACCAGACCAUGAUUACCUUGUAAACCUGUACAAAAAUCAGCCUCACUCUGUAAAAAGGGGGUUUAAUGCAUGUGCUGGAAGUGUCAUGCCAGAUUAGCCUGUGCAGUCUGCACAGGCUAAUCAAGGACAACAUUUCCUUACUAAACUGAAUUUUCAUGAAGAACAGUCUUCCUUUAAACUACAAAUUCAAUAAAAAAAGGAAAGAAUAGUCCCAGAUUAACCUGUGUGGACUGCACAAGCUAAUCUAGGACGACACUUUACGCACAUGCAUUUAACCCCAUUUUAACACAUGCACAACUCAAAUUGAUUAGGUAAUCAUGGUUGUAACAUGUAAUAAAUUUAUAGUUCACUGUGUUGAUGUUAUUUACUAAACUUUGCAUAUCUAUACCCCCAGCCUUGAUUUGAGGCAAAGAAGGGUGUACUAGAAUCACUCUGUGUGUCUGUCCAUUGAAACAAAGAAUUUAGAAUUUCUCCUAGAUCAUUAUGUAAACAAAACACAGUUCAAAAUGUAUACAUAUUCAUGUAUGUGUGUGCUUAUCAAAUGUGUUCACAAUAAUAAACUUGUUGCUUGC